Molecule: messenger RNA, 6951 nt
Organism: Anolis carolinensis (green anole)
Lineage: Eukaryota; Metazoa; Chordata; Lepidosauria; Squamata; Anolidae
Gene: dixdc1
Product: DIX domain containing 1
Exons: 20
Coding region: 16-2406 (796 amino acids)
Biological process (GO): canonical Wnt signaling pathway
Cellular component (GO): cytosol
Molecular function (GO): frizzled binding
Source: RefSeq, a predicted model, not a curated record
CCUGUUGUGUAUGCGAUGGAGGGGCCGGGCUCUGGAAAUAGGUUUCAGAUGUGUUCGGAUCGUGCUCCCCACCACCCCAGUGUUUCUAUAGGAACAGAGCCGUGCGACAUCCCUCCUGGGCAUGCCCAGUGCGCGCCUCUCUCCGCUUGGGCUCAAGUAUCCUGUGCGCAGUCCGUCCGGGGCGGGAGGCACAUAUGGGACGACUAUGCAUGCGGUCCCCCACGAGCGGCACGGCUUUGUCUUUCGGAGGAAAAGAAGGAGGAGAAGGAAAACGCUGGAGAUUUCCUUCUGAAUGUUUUGAAAAGCUCGAGCCUUUCGAGAAUGCUGGCCUGCCUGGCCCGGGGAAGUUUACUGGACAUCCUGCACGAAGGCUUCACAGAACAACAACUACAGGCCUACGUGGUCUGGGUGAAUUCCCAGCUGAAGAAGAAACCAGCGGUGAAGCCGGUGCAGGACCUGCGGCUGGAUCUCCGCGAUGGCGUCGUCCUGGCUUCGCUCAUCGAGAUCGUGGCGGGAGAGAAGCUGGGCGGCAUACAGGUCAGUCCCACGAACCAGCAGGAGAUGAAGGAGAACGUGGAGAAAGUCCUGCAGUUCGUGGCGUCGAAAAAGAUCCGCAUGCACCAGACGUCGGCCAAAGACAUUGUCGACGGGAACCUGAAAUGCAUCAUGAGGCUGAUCCUUGCCUUAGCGGCUCAUUUUAAGCCCGGCUCCAGCAAGGCCGCCAACCAGGCUGCGUCGAGCGCCACGGGAAGGGGUUUCGUAGGGCCGGAGGCGCCGUGGUCCAAUCACCGUCCUUAUUCGGCCGCGGCGGUGGCUCAGGGGGCCGUGGCUGCCUUGGCUGACGUUCGGCAGGACGUCUCGCGCUCGGGACGCGACGCCUUCCGACACAAACGGAGGAACAACAGCCUGGACGAAGAAAUCGAGCAUCCGUACUGGAGCGUCCGAGCCCUGGUCCAGCAAUACGAGGGGCAGCAAAGCGUGCCUUCAGAAUCCCUCUCCUCCAGCCUCACGUCUCCCAGCCCCAUAAACAGCGCAAAGAGCGAGUCCAGCGUCACUCCGUCCGAGGAGAAGGCAGGCUACGAUGGGGUUCACGAAGAAGAUGACGAGGCCGACACCAGGACAGAUGAGACUGGGUCGUUCUUCCCCGUUGAGUGGCAGGCGAGGUGUCCUGCAGCCAGUUUGGAGACUUCGUGGGAGGAGCAGCUCCUGGAGCAGCAGGACCACCUGGAGAAGGAGAUGGAAGAAGCCAAGAAGAUGAUCUCCGGGCUGCAGGCCUUGCUGCUGAAUGGGUCGCUUCCUGAAGAUGAGCAAGAACGUCUCUUUGCCCUUUCCGAACAGGAGGGUUGUCCCGAAGAGCAGCUGGUUAUCGCCAGGAGCCGCUUGGACCAGAGCAUGAAGGAGAACCAGGAACUCAAGAAGGAGUUGCAGAGGCAGAAGCAGGAAGCGCGGAGCCUGCAAGGCGUCAAGGAGGGUUUGCAGCAACGCCUGGCCCAACAGGACUCGCUCAUUCUUCAGAUCAAGCAGGAGCUGCUGAGAGCAAACAUGGACAAGGAAGAGCUGCACAGCCAAAACGUCGAACUACAAAGGAAGGUGGAAGACAGGAACCGGCUCCUGGCAGAAUACAAGAAGGAGCUGGGCCAGAAGGACCGCCACCUCCACCAGCACCAGGCCAAGAUGGAGGAGAUGCUGCGCCAGUUGUCCGAGGCCAGCUAUCAACAGGCGGAGCUGGAACGAGAGUUGGAGCACAAGGAAGCCCUGCUGGCUCAGUGCGUGAAGAAAGAUGCAGAGGAGGUCAUCGCCUACAGCAACCACAGCUCUCAGAGCAAUGGCUUCCUCCAAACAUCAGGAAAAGCAGCAGCUUCCACGGCUCACAGAGGCACAAACGACCUCCAGCUGGUCCGCGAGGCCCUGCGCAGUUUGCGGAACAGCUUCAGCGGCCACGAUCCCCAGCACCACACCAUCGACAGCCUGGAGCAGGGCAUCUCCAGCCUGAUGGAGCGGCUUCACCGCAUGGAGAUGCAGAAGAGGCAGGAGAGGAGGGUCCGAGGGAAAUCCCCAGCCCCACAUGUCACCAACGAAUACCGGGACGCCUGGCCCUCCAACUCCAAGUUGCCGCAUUCGCACAGCACCCCGGCCAUGAGCAGCAGUGCCUGCACCAAAGUGCUCUACUUCACAGACCGCUCCCUCACGCCUUUCAUGGUCAACAUACCAAAGAGGUUGGGUGAGGUGACGCUGGGGGACUUCAAGGCAGCUAUUGACCGAGAAGGAACGCACCGGUACCAUUUCAAAGCCCUGGAUCCAGAGUUUGGCACGGUCAAAGAGGAGGUUUUCCACGACGACGACAUCAUUCCUGGCUGGGAGGGGAAGAUCGUGGCCUGGGUGGAAGAGGACCACGGGGAGAACUAAGCACACCCUCGGCCUCUCCCUUUAUCGCGAAACGCCAUCGCCGUGUGUUGUUGCACUUGUCCGGAAACCGACCCAAGAAGAACGUGAACGGAGACGCGUCUGACUCGUAACUGCCAAAAGAUACCGAACCGUUUGCAAAACUUGGACGGGUGUAAAGGUGUGCUGCGUGCGAGGAUGGCUGGCGUUCCCGUUUCGUGGCCAAAAGUUGUACGUUUCCAAAAAAAAAAAAGUGGGGAACAAAGCACCUCUCUGUGUGAAGUCCGUGUCGGCCUUAAUGAUGCGUUUCAAACUUCUCAGUCGUGCCGAUUCUCAUUGUGACCCAGAAGACUUUCGUUGGAGGCAUCUAGUAUUAGGAAGGACACUGAGAAGCUGUGGCCACGUUCUCUGCAUCUGCCUCUACUUCUUUGCAGCAGAAGCCCGUUCUAUUCUGUCUGCGUCCGGAAGCAAGAGGACUUCCUCUGGAGAAGUAUAAGCAAGAUGGACAUGGAUGAACUACUUAGGGAAUGGUUGCUUUUGCUUCUCUUGAAGGACGUCAAUGAUUUCGAUUUGCUAUUUUUUGGAAUUUGGGUGAGGAAGAGCCUUUGCCUUUUCCUCACAAACCAUUACCAUAUUUGUCCUUCUCUGGGUUGCAUCUACACUGUGGAACGAAUGCGGUUUGGCACCACUUUCACUGCCCCAGGCUGAGUGCUAUCCAAUCGUGGGAGUCGUAUUACUAUUUAGGUCAUAUGGCUUUUGUUUCUCUAUUCACCUCCUUACCUAGGAGGGGUACUUUUUUAAAAAGUUCAAUUCCUCUCAUUUCUUCACUUUUUCUGUUUGCGAAGCGACGUGUACACAAGCGUAGCAAGCAUAUAAAAUGUUUAAAUUUAUUUCUUUAUUACUGUAUCAGGUUUUUCAGGCUGAACUUCCACAUCUGUUCUUAGCUCAGGUGUCGGAAGCAAGAUUAGUUUUUCUUCCUGGCCUGAAUCUGUUAUGGACUUAAUCAUUCCUUGACAUGACUUGAUCAAUAUAGGACAACAACACAUUGUCAAUCCUAUAACAACCGUCAUCGUCAUUACAACUCCUAUUAACAGAUCUUUUAACCAUCCUAUAUUAGGAAGCCACAUGGUUAUCCAAUCAAAUGGGAAACUUACGUCAUGUAUAUUGUCCUGGAUUAAGGUUUGCAUUUUGUCCAAAUCAUCUGUUAUAUUUUGGUUGAGGGAUAUAUUUUUUUAGCCUUCCCUGCCAAAGAGUGUUGAUGCUCCCACCAAACUACAUCUCCCACUAUUUCCAUGGCAAUUAAAGUGGUGCCGAACCGAAUUAAAUUUGCAGUGUAGAUGCACGCCUUGUGUCACAGCCUGGUAUGUAUUGAUGCACCGGCGCUCUGUACGUCCCCUUCCAAACGUGAUUUCUAUCAUUUUGUAGAUGUAAUAAUCAUAUAGCCUUCUUUUUGGUAAAUUGUUCCUGUUUUGGGGGGAAUCGUUUUGUACCCGUCGAUGUCGUUGUCGUUGAAGGACGGUGUAUAUUUUUAUAAUACCAGUGUAAGUGCUUCUUUUUCCUGUAUAUUUCUGCAGCACGCACACAGUAUUGCAUUGUAUCCCUUUUUCUUCCUUCCUCUAGAGCAGGCAUGGGCCAAGUUGGGACCUCCUGCCAGGUGUUUUGGACUCCAACUCCCACCAUUCCUAACAGCCUCAGGCCCUUUCCUUUCCCCCUCAGCCGCUUAAGCAGCUAAGGGGGAAAAGGAAAGGGCCUGAGGUUGUCUUCUAGCUCCUAACACUGGCUUCUGCAAUCACAGACUCAAGCCUCAACUUCUUCUAGCUCCUAACACUGUCUUCUGCACUCAAACAGACUCAAGCCUUAACUGUCUUCUAGCUCCUAACACUGGCUUCUGCACUCACAGACUCAAGCUUCAAUUGUCUUCUAGCUCCUAACACUGGCUUCUGCACUCAGACUCAAGCCUCAACUGUCUUCUAACUCCUAACACUGACUUCUGCACUCAAACAGACUCAAGCCUCAACUGUCUUCUAGCUCCUAACACUGGCUUCUGUACUCUAACAGACUCAAGCCUCAACUGUCUUCUAGCUCCUAUCAUUGGCUUCUGCACUCAAACAGACUCAAGCCUCAACUGUCUUCUAGCUCCUAUCAUUGGCUUCUGCACUCAAACAGACUCAAGCCUCGACUGUCUUCUAGCUCCUAACACUGGCUUCUGUACUCUAACAGACUCAAGCCUCAACUGUCUUCUAGCUCCUAACACUGGCUUCUGUACUCUAACAGACUCAAGCCUCAACUGUCUUCUAGCUCCUAAUUGGCUUCUGCACUCAAACAGACUCAAGCCUCAACUGUCAUCCAACUUAAGGAGCUUAAGUGGUUGAGGGGGAAAAGGAAGGGGCCUGAGGCUGUGAGGAAUGGUGGGAGUUGGAGUCCAAAACAUUUGGAGAGCCCAACUUGGCCCAUGCCUGCUCUAGAGGAUGUUGGGAUGUUUCCCACUCUACAUUUUGAAUGCCACUCUCCGUGGCUCUUGUAACUAGUUUAUAUUUUAAGGUACGACGGGAUCUUUCCGAAAUGUUUUUAUAUAUUUCGCCGGCGAGUUCUCGUGUAGGCAUUUGAUGCGUGGUCGUUCCUAUAGAAAGAGCGGUAGUGCCUUUCUAACCUGUGUCCGCUGUUAGCGUUUGGAGCGCGGUCUUUGCAACAUUUCAGAAGACGGAGAGCGUAUUAAUAAGAGGGAGGAAAACGUGGUUCCUGUCCCUAAGAAGAAGAAGAAACGUACUUCCUUUCAUGGAAUUAACUGCCGGUUUCUCUGUUGCAUGAGUUUUUGUACGUUGCGAAAGACAGCAUGGAAUUGACUACGGAAAUGAAAGAAAUACUGUCUGGUGGUUCAAGGUGCUUUUAACAUGCAUUUCAAUUAAUUCUUCCUUUUCGUAAACACAAGGCAGGAUGGUGGUCGUUUCAGGAAAGCGCUGAGCAAUCCUGCACACUUUUUGCUGCUUUGAAUCCUAUGGAUUUUGAUGCGACCGCUCCCAAGAGUUUGCAGGACAUGCGCUCACGCCUUUUUAGUGUCACAAAGUUGAAGCACGUUAUAAUCGGUGGGUUGCUGUGAGUCUUUCGGGCUGUAUGGCCAUGUUCCAGAAGCAUUCUCUCCUGACAUUUCACCCACAACUCUGGCAGGCAUGCUCAGAGGUUGUGAGGUCUGUUGAAAACUAAGGGCCUGUUUGAAUAAUGUCCAGGAUAGGAUAAAGAUCUCUUAUAUGCUUGAACCAAGCGUGAAUGUUGGAAUUGGCCACCUUGAUUAGCAUCAAAUAACCUUGCAGCUUCAAAGCCUGGCUGCUUCUUGCCUGGUGGAAUCCUUUGUUGGGAGGUGCUAGCUGGCCCUGAUUGUUUCAAGCUGUAAUCUAUAUAUAUAAAAGGGUAAUGAAAUUUCGGCCUAGGACAAAACAACAAAACUACACAUUCCAGAAACACUAAACUUGGCAGCACAACCCCUCAUCCAUGCCUCUACGUUCAUACAACAAACAGCUCCAGCUACUCCAGAAAACAGCCAGGCUUUGAGACUGCAAGGCUAUUCACUGCUCUUCCACCUGGCCAACAAAGGAUUCCCAUAAGCCAAAGCAACACGUGGCCGGGCACAGCUAGUAUAAUAAUAACAACAACAACUUUAUUUUUGUAUGCCGCCACCAUCUCCCCGAAGGGACUCGGAAGUGGCUUACAUGGGGACAAGCCCAGUCAGUCACAUUUACAUCAUAAAAAUACAAUUAAAACACAAGUAUCAAGUAAAAACAGAUUAAACAUACCAUGGUAAAGAUAGCAUAACUAUAAAACACUAAAGGUAAUUAAGGCUAUUCAAUGCUAAUCAAGGUGGCCAAUGGCAACAUUCACACUUGCCUCCAACAGAAAAGAAUUCUUUCUCGCACCCUGGGCAUCAUUCCACAGAUAUAUAAACCCCACUUGCCUAGUUUCCAAAGAACCUUACAACCUAUAAGGAUGCCUGACAUAGAUGUGGGCAAAACGUCAGGAGAGAAUGCUUCUGGAACAUAGCCAGGGAGCUCGGAAAACUCACAGCAACCCAGUGACUCUGACCAUGAAAGCCUUCGACAAUACAUUAUAAUCCUUGCCUAAUUAAUAUCUUUGGUUUGCUUAUUGUAUCCCUACAGUAACACCAAAGAUAUGACCCUUACAGUGAAUUUUCAGCACUGGAGGAGCCAAGACUCCUGUUUUCAAUCCUAUAGAUGUGCAAAAGCUUUGUCUGUCCCAGGUUUAUCAAUCCUCUUCUUGUCGUUUUUGCAGAGUUAGGUCAACAUGGAUUAUUAAUGGGACCAACGGGCCAUAUGAAUUUUUAAUGAAGGAGUUUUCUCAUUCUUUCAUCUUUGCGGCCGAUUUGUUUUGCUUCCUUCUGCAAUUUCUGGGUCCGUGUCCUUGCUGAACAAACAUGACAAACGAUCUAUACCUUUUUGUUUUGCCUAGAAAUGUUGGGAUUUGUGAUCAUAAAAUGAGGAUUGACCGUCGGACAUACUUUUGAUCUGAGGACCAAGACUUUCAAGGAAAGGAACUUGUAAUAAAGAGUCUUCAAAACAA